CCAAAUAUAUACAAAAUUCAAAGUAAUAAAGAACAUCAAGCAUGGAAUACUACACAUUUUCUCAAGGGUUUGCCGAAAACGACCAGGAACGUGCACCGGGAAAGCAUCACGUUAAGAAGACGUGGGUUAAAGAACGUUAUGAGAGUGAUGAAGAAGAUGGUUCGAGAGAGGAAGAGGUGAACCAAAUGAUCAUAAAAGAAGAAGAAGAUGAAGAAACUAAAGGCAUGGUGAUGUCAUCUAGUACGAUGCUAACAAGUAAGGUGAAGUAUCUCAACUAUGGAGCUCUCAAACAUGAUACGCCACCGGCAGCGUCUAGUGGUGGAGGAAGAGUCAUGCCUCCUCCGUCGAACAGGUACCACCGUGGCCAUCCCAAGUACUACAGAUGCAGGGGUUGAAGUGAAAAAUCUCCGGAGAUUAAUCUGUUCUCGAAUUAAUAAAUGAAUGAUAAAUAAGUUUGGUAAGUAUAUAUAUUUACUUUCCAUGCAAAAUGUUUCACCAUGUGCUUGUAAGUUGUAAUUUCUGUUGCGAAAUAUUUGAUAUCUAAGAGAAAAAAAUAAUAUGAAUGAUCAUCCAGUACUUAUUUA
Brassica oleracea var. oleracea is the source of this 584-nucleotide messenger RNA. RefSeq names its product protein RALF-like 32. Lineage: Eukaryota; Viridiplantae; Streptophyta; Magnoliopsida; Brassicales; Brassicaceae. The transcript has a single exon. Bases 42 to 395 code for a protein of 117 amino acids. The record is from RefSeq and is a predicted model, not a curated record.